Molecule: messenger RNA, 2005 nt
Organism: Centropristis striata (black sea bass)
Lineage: Eukaryota; Metazoa; Chordata; Actinopteri; Perciformes; Serranidae
Gene: foxd1
Product: forkhead box D1
Exons: 2
Coding region: 425-1477 (350 amino acids)
Biological process (GO): regulation of transcription by RNA polymerase II; cell differentiation; anatomical structure morphogenesis
Molecular function (GO): RNA polymerase II cis-regulatory region sequence-specific DNA binding; DNA-binding transcription factor activity, RNA polymerase II-specific
Source: RefSeq, a predicted model, not a curated record
AGAUAUCUUCGAUCUCAGCACCAGUAAUUAGACUUUCCUUUUUUAUCUUUCAACAUCUAUUUUUGAGCAAAACUGCGGUGGAAUAAAAAGCUGCAGAUUAAUGCGCACUACAGGCCACCGUGAAUGACCACUAAAAAGGAUGGCGGCGGUAUAAAUAACGGGAGAAGAUCCGCCCCCUCUGUGAUUCAGGUCUGGCCCCGUUUGCAGGUUUCCCCCGGCACAUUGCAUGCACACAGCCUGGCAUCAGCGGGACUGUUCGUUAUUAGAAAAACAAAAGGUGGAAACAUAUGGAAAUAGCGAGAAAGCAGGGGGACAUCUCUCAGCGCGCCUCUCCUCUCCCCCUCCUCAUAUGAGUUGUUGAAGAGGGAGGGCAGCUCAUCGUCUUCCUCAUCUGGCGUCGGAGGCGCACAGCCGUGUGUGAGCCAUGACUCUGAGCUCAGAGAUGUCGGAUGCCUCCAUCCUUUCGGAAGAGACCGACAUAGACGUGGUCGGGGAAGGGGAGGAUGGAGACCAGACGCGCUCCUACGUGGACGAGGUGGCACAGAUGCACGACGGCAUCCUCCUGGCCGGCUCUCCUCCUCCGUGCCUGGACAGCUCCACCUCCUCAAGGGAUUCCUACAAGCCGGCGGGCAAGAACACCCUGGUGAAGCCCCCUUACUCCUACAUCGCCUUAAUCACCAUGGCCAUCCUGCAGAGCCCCAAGAAGAGGCUCACCCUCAGCGAGAUCUGCGACUUCAUCAGCAACCGUUUCCCGUACUACAGGGAGAAGUUCCCGGCCUGGCAGAACUCCAUCAGACACAACUUGUCCCUCAAUGACUGCUUCGUGAAGAUACCGAGGGAGCCCGGUAACCCCGGGAAGGGCAACUACUGGACCUUAGACCCGGAGUCUGCUGAUAUGUUUGACAACGGGAGCUUUCUGCGGCGGAGGAAGCGCUUCAAGCGGCAGCAGGCGCAGGACUUGCUGCGGGAGCACAGCAGCUUUAUCCCCGCCGCUGCUGCGUAUGGGUACGGACCGUACGGCUGCGGAGGAUACGGCAUCCAGCUCCAGUCAUACCACACACACUCUGCACUUUUUGCGUUCCAGCAGCAGCAGCAGCAGCAGCAGCAACAGCAGCAGCAGCAGCACUCCAGGCAUUCACACACGGGGACCAUUAUCCCCGCGCCCUCUUUGAUGCCCACCACCACGGACUUAGCCAGGAGUAGGUUUUACCCCCAGCUCAGCUCCAGUCUGGGCUCAGCCAGCGUGCAGGCUGCAGUCCCGGUGCAGAAGUCCAGCUCUCCGGUGCAGCGGUCCCCCUUCUCCAUAGAGAGCAUCAUCGGAGGGUCGCUGAGCCCCUCCAGGACUUCCCCGGCCGUUAUCCCGGUCUUACCCUCCUCUCUGGGGCCUCCAGCGGCCACACAGCCGCACCCUGGAGCGAUUUUACACCCGGUUGAAAACUUUCCAAGCAGAGCUGUGAGCGGCACUAGCGACUGUUAAAUGUCUUAACAAGAAACUUUUCAAAAACAGCAACAAAAACAAAAAACGCCCCUCUUUGAAGGUAGGAUUAUUUUUGUAUGUUUGUUUGAUAGCACGCAGCUGAAUGAUGGACAUAAAAAACACUAUUUGUGCCUAUAUUCAUGCUGUUUAAAAAUAUAUAUUUAUGUUCAUUUUUUUCGGUGUGAAUCAGACUCUUUUUGAACUUCUCCUUGUAUUUUCCAUGAUCGUUCCAGUCACUGUUUAGGGCGUCUCAGGACUUAAUGGACAGGUUAUAAAUGAUCACAUGUUUUUGAAAAUAGGCUAUAAUAAUAAUGUAUUUGUGUCAAACACAUCCAUGUUUUUUUUAUUAGUUUGGCAAAUCAAAACUUUUUUUAUGGUUUUGAUUUAAACUUUGUAUUAAAAAAAGAAAACACAGAGAGCAAAGUCAUACAUUUAUAAUAAUAAUAUGCAGUGUGUGUUUAUUUCAGUAAUAAAACAUUGUACAUUUUUUUGGCAAGUAUUGUGUAAUUGAAGUGUGAUAUUUUUACA